AUGGCUCCAGUGGUUAAGAAAAACAACAAACGUCCCUUGAAGAGCGAGUCCAAGAAGGCUGCUCCAGCUCCAGCUGCUAAGAAGGCUAGAAUCUCGGUUGAUUCCUCCGAUGAGGAUGAGCUCGAUGAUGUAGCCUCCCAACAUAUUGAUGGAGACGCUUCUUCAGACGCUUCUUCAGACGAUGACGAAUUGGAUGAUAUCGUCUCUUCCGAUGAUGAAGCUGAGAAGGAUGCAGAAGAACAAGAGGGCAGUGAUGCUGAAGAAGAAAAGGAAGAUGGUGAGGAAAAACCAGCUGGUGGGAACUCUGACAAUCACACCGAACAAAGAAAAUUGUUGAAAGAGAGAAAGAUGCAAAGAAAGGCAGGGACAGAAGUACAACAUAUUAAAUCCCUAUGGGAAAAAUUACGUGUGAAGAACCCACCCUUACCAAAGCAAUUGCGUGAAAAAUAUUCCAAUGAAAUCUGGGAUCUAGCCAAGGAUUGUAUCUGUGAUUUAGUCAUGAAGCAUGAUGCUUCUCGUGUCAUUCAAACUUUAUUGAAAUACUCCACCAAGGAACGUCGUGAACAAAUCGUAGACUCAUUAAAGGGUAAAUUCUAUAUCUUGGCUACAUCUGCCUAUGGGAAAUAUUUAUUGGUUAAAUUGUUACAUUAUGGUUCCAAAAAAUCAAGACAAACAAUUAUUGAUGAAUUACACGGUUGUUUGAGAAAAUUAAUGAGACAUCGUGAAGGUGCCUACGUCGUUGAAGAUUUAUACGUUCUUUAUGCUACUCAUGAACAAAGACAGCAAAUGAUCAGAGAAUUUUGGGGUGCAGAAUACGCAGUGUUUAGAGACACUCAUAGUGGUCUAACCUUAGAAGACGUUUGUGCCACAAGUAUUGAAAAGAAAACUAUCAUUGCCAGAAACUUGUUGGGGACCAUCACUGCAUCUGUGGAAAAGGGUUCUACAGGGUUCCAAAUUUUACAUGCUGCCAUGAGAGAAUUAGUGAAAAUUGCUAAUGAAAAGGAAAUAUCCGAAUUAAUUGAAUUAUUGCACGAAGAAUUCGCUGAGUUGGUUCAUACUCCAGAAGGUGCCGAUGUUGCCUGUACUCUUAUUGCAAAGGCCAACGCAAAAGAAAGAAAAUCUAUCAUUAAGACUUUGAAAGAUCAUAGUGAAAAAUUAAUUAAAAAUGAACAUGGUAACCUUGUUUUCAUUACUGCACUAAUGUGUGUGGAUGAUACCGUCUUAAUGUUUAAGUCUUUUGGUCCAUCUGCCAAGGAACAUUUACAAGAAUUCAUUGUUGACAAAUAUGGUAGAAGACCAUGGAUUUACAUCUUGUUGGGAUUGGAUGGUAAAUAUUUUGCACCAAAUGUAAAGAAGGAACUAUCAAGAUACAAGGCCAUGUCUGAAUUAACAUCAAAGAAACCAGAUUUACAAAGAAGACAUGAAUUAUUAAAUAAAUUUGCACCAAUGUAUUUGAGCACCAUUUCCAAAUAUUAUGCAGAAAUCUUAUCUGAAAAUUUAGGAAGUCAAUUUAUCUCAGAAGUGCUCCUCAAUGAUGAGUUAUAUGAACAAUUAAGCGAAAAGGAUACCAAGAGUUUUGAACAAGUCAUUGAUCGUAUUGUCAUUGCAUUCAAAGGUGAUAUUUCAGAUGAACAUCAUCCAAUACAUAGACCAUUCUCUACAAGACUAUUAAAGGCUUUGAUUCAAGGUGGUAAAUGGAAUAAUAAGGAAAGAAAACUUGAACCACUACAAAAAGUUAAAGGUUUAGGUGCCGUAUUUGCACAAAGAUUUUAUGAUGAAAUCAUCGAUUCAUCUAACCUACUUGAAUGGAUUAAUACUUCAGAUAGUUCAUUUACUAUUGUUGCAUUAUACGAAACUUUAGAAGGUAAAGAAGAGGGUGACCAAUUCCUAAACGAUUUGGACGAAGUAAAGGAUAAAGUGGACAUAAAUUCUGAAGAGAACAAAAACAACAAGGGGGCUCAUUUACUCUUGAAGCUAUUAAAUUAG
Naumovozyma castellii is the source of this 1986-nucleotide messenger RNA. RefSeq names its product Puf6p (gene PUF6). The record is from RefSeq and is a predicted model, not a curated record. The coding region runs from base 1 to 1986 and encodes 661 amino acids. The transcript has a single exon. NCBI's taxonomy places the organism in Eukaryota, Fungi, Ascomycota, Saccharomycetes, Saccharomycetales, Saccharomycetaceae.